AUGAAGACCUGUUUCACGAGCGGCUUUUUUCUUGCUCGUUACAGCGGCAGGACGUCAUGGCAUCCGAUGGCAAUGGCACGCGUGCUGUAUCGCCUCGACCCUUCACCACUAUCGAAUUCGCAUACUCCGUCUCCACACGCCCCCACAGAGACAACUCGUACGAUGAAGUACGCACCAGCGUUUAUUGCAGGGAUCGCCGCUCUGGCCGUCACCGUCUUGACUACGACUACCUUCGCCGAUGCUGUAGAGCGCAAGCUUGUCCUUGGAGGAAGCGCGGUGCCGCGUGGAAGGAAGUCCUACUACGCUGGUUUGCGCAACACAAUGGAGGGCCGAAACUUCUGCGGUGGAGCCCUUAUCAGUCCCAAACACGUGCUCACAGCCGCUAACUGCGUCGAGUCAGACAUCCGCUGGGUCUCUAUUGGCUCGCACUACAAUAACGGGAGUGAGGACGGUGAGCAGAUCUUGGUCGCGGCGGUCAUCAUCCACCCGAAUUAUACGGAGCCACACAAGUUUUCCAAUGACUACGCCAUCUUGGAGCUGGCUGUCGCGUCGUCGAUUAAGCCCGCAAAGCUAGCAAAGGCCGAUGAUUCGGACUUUAAGGUCGGCGCUAUUGUAAAUGUCGUUGGCACGGGGCUCUUGUCAGAAGGCGUAGGGGCCGUAGAUGCACACGAGCUACAACGAGUGGAUAUGACACUCAUUACAAACCAAGAGUGCGACGCAGACGGCCGGACAGCUACGGAUAUGUCGAUGGUCUGCGUAGCAGGUCAGAUCAGCAAAGGAUGGUGUGAUGGCGAUUCCGGGGGUCCGAUCUUCAUCGAGUCUUCUGACGAUGACGAUUCCGGCGACGUGGUGAUUGGUCUCGCCAGUUGGCGGAGCGAUGGGGGUGCUGUCCAUGGGUGCGGCCGCGGAAAAAGUCUGCCUAUGAUUAACGCUCGAGUUUCGCAUGUUCGCGAGUGGAUCGAAGCGAUCAGAACAACGUCGUGCUUUGUUUAG
Molecule: messenger RNA, 993 nt
Organism: Peronospora matthiolae
Lineage: Eukaryota; Oomycota; Peronosporomycetes; Peronosporales; Peronosporaceae
Source: the annotation of a GenBank genome assembly